UCUAAUUAAAAAGUUAAGAUAAAUAGUUUUUUCUUAACUUUUCGUCAUGAUCCUCAAGAUACUCCUUACUCUUACUUUAUACUGGAUAUAUUUAGUUAGAGUAAGAUGUGAAACGGUGCCAGUAGACUUUGAGAAUAAUGAUUAUUAUCAUUUUCAUUUCUCAGAAGAUGUUGAUAUUGAAGAGUUUUCGCGGGCGAUAGGAUUCAAAUAUCAUAUGAAAGUAGAAUAUCUGGAUAACCACCAUAUAUUUUUUAUAGAAAAGAGUGUUUUAGAAGACGAAAUUAAAGAAAAAAUUGAGAAUUAUUUCAGUUUAGAAAAAGGAAGAAAUGCAAUAAAUGGGUUUAAUAGUGACAAGCUUUUUUAUUAUGAGAAACAAAAAUUGGUCAAGCGAGAAAACAGGGCUCUGAUAAGAGACGAUAUAUAUUUUGAUAACCAAGAUCUUUAUAAUGAUGAAGUUGUCAAUAAUGUUGUAAAAGAUCCGAUGGGAGAUCAGGCAGAAAAACCGACGGAAAAUCAGGCAGAAAACCGGGCGGAAAAUCUAACACAGAAGUUAGAGGAAAUUAAAAAACAAUUAAAUAUAAGUGAUCCUUGUUUUGAUAAACAAUGGUAUUUGUUCAAUACGAAAGACCCUGGUGUAGAUAUAAAUGUUACAGGUGUAUGGUUACAAGGAAUAACGGGAAAAAAUGUAACAGUUGCCAUUGCAGAUGAUGGUCUAGAUUAUACUAACCAGGAUUUGGCACCAAAUUAUAAUGCUAACGCUUCAUAUGAUUUUGAUUCUAAAGAUUUCAACCCAAAACCUGAGAAGCCUGAUGAAAGUCAUGCUACUAAAUGUGCAGGAGAAGUGGCGGCUGCCAGGAAUACUCUGUGUGGGCUUGGUGUUGCAUAUGAAUCUAAUAUUUCAGGAAUACGAUUUUUGUCUUCUUCUCAUGCGUUUAUUCUUGAGAAAGAUGCUGUUAGUUAUAAACCGGAUGUUAAUCAUAUUUAUUCUUGUAGCUGGGGACCUUCUGAUAAUGGAGAUGUAGCUAUGCCAAUGUUUCCUACUACUUAUUCUGCAAUUAUUAAAGGGAUAAAAGAAGGAAGGAACGGUCUUGGGUCUAUAUAUGUUUUCGGAUCAGGAAAUGGUGGGCAUUUUGAUGAUUGUAAUUACGAUGGAUAUGCAAAUAGUCCAUAUACUGUUACUAUCGCUUCUAUAGAUUCAGAAGAUAAAAAUCUUUAUUUUUCAGAGUCAUGUCCUUGCAUUUUGGCUUCUACAUAUUCUGGCGGAGAAAAAGGAUAUAUUUAUACUACGGAUGUUGGUACGACAAAUUGCACUACUGAACAUUCUGGAACUUCUGCUUCUACAGCGAUUGCUGCGGGUAUUAUUGCUCUUGUUCUUUCAGUGAAUCCUAAUCUUACAUGGCGUGAUGUUCAAGCUUUGAUUGUGGAAACAGCUGUUCCAUUUAAUAUGAAGGAGUAUGAAUGGGAUAAACUUCAUUCUGGACGUUAUUAUAAUAAUUUUUUCGGUUAUGGAAAACUAGAUGCAUAUAGAAUGGUCGAAAAAGCAAAAACAUUUAAAACAUUAAAUGCUCAGACAAUGUUUUCAACUCAACUAAUACAUGUUAAUAUGAAAUUUCCUGAACCCAGUAGACGUAUCACGAGCAGUUUUUAUAUUCAUCGUGGAUAUCCUAAGCAUUAUAACUUUAAAAGUUUGGAAUAUGUUGGUGUUUCAUUUUAUUAUAAACACCGAAUAAGAGGUUCUCUGGAGUUUAAAAUUACCAGUCCAUCUGGAGUUACUUCAAAAUUAACACGUGUACGUUUUCGUGAUAAUAAAAGUGGCACUUUUCGUUGGAUUUUUACGACUGUAAAGCAUUGGGGAGAAGGCAUUGUAGGUAAAUGGACUAUCGAUGUUAGAGAUAAAAAUAUGUGGGAUGAACAAGGUUAUAUUUUUAAUUGGCAACUUCAUUUUUUCGGAGAGUCUAUUGAUUCAAAUAAAGUACCAGUUCUUUCAUAUCCUUUUACGCAUAAACAACCAACUACUACGCCUCCGCCAGAUCCAGAUGCUACGCCUCCACCAGAUCCGGAUGCUAACCUUCAGCCAGAUUCAAAUGCUGACCCUCAACCUCAACCAGAUGUUAAGCCUCUGCCUUCAUCAGAUCUUGAGCCUCAACCUUCAUCAGAUCCUGGGUCUCCGCCUUCAUCAGAUUCUGAGUCUCCGCCUUCAUCAGAACCUGGGUAUCAACCUCCAUCAAAACCUGGGCCUCAACCUCCAUCAGAACCUCCGCCUCAACCUCCAUUAGAUCCUCGGCCUCCAUCAAAACCAUAUCCUAACCCUCCAUCAGAUCCUAGCUCUCAGCAAGAUCCAGAUACUUCGCUUUCAUCAAAUCUAACUUCUACAUCUUCAUCAGAACCACCACCACUACCGCCACCACCGCCACCUGCACCUACACCACCGCCACCUGCACCUACACCUGCACCACCUCCACCGCCGCCGCCACCACCAUCUCGGCCGGAACCACAACCACAACCGCGACCAGAACCACAACCACAACCACCAAAACCACCACAACCAGAGCCACCUGCACCUCCACCAAAACCACAACCAGAGCCACCUGCACCUCCACCAAAACCACAACCAGAGCCACCUGCACCUCCACCAAAACCACAACCGGAACAAAAACCAACAUCAAUAACUUCAUCUACAUCUACGACUUCAUCGAGCAAAACUAAAAUAUCAACCACUCGAAAAGCUUCAUCUACUAAAACUUCAUCUACUACAAAAACUUCUACACGGCCGUCUCCUACUAAGGGCACUUCUACUGGAUCAGGUGCUUCUCAUCUUUCAUUCUUCGAAAAAAGGCAUUUGUUACUUCAAAUGAUAUUAUUGUUAUUCUUUUUCUUAUUUUUGGGUUACUCUUUUUAACCUAUAGGAUUUUUAAGAAAACGGACAUCUCAGUGAUAGACUUUCU
This is a messenger RNA of Pneumocystis carinii B80, 2945 nucleotides long. RefSeq lists its product as hypothetical. Lineage: Eukaryota; Fungi; Ascomycota; Pneumocystomycetes; Pneumocystales; Pneumocystaceae. Gene Ontology annotation, cellular component: Golgi membrane; trans-Golgi network. Bases 47 to 2899 code for a protein of 950 amino acids. The transcript is spliced from 8 exons. The record is from RefSeq and is a predicted model, not a curated record. Gene Ontology annotation, molecular function: serine-type endopeptidase activity. Gene Ontology annotation, biological process: protein processing.